This is a messenger RNA of Dioszegia hungarica, 1530 nucleotides long. Its product is annotated as phosphatase 2C-like domain-containing protein. The record is from RefSeq and is a predicted model, not a curated record. Bases 1 to 1530 code for a protein of 509 amino acids. The transcript is spliced from 6 exons. Gene Ontology annotation, biological process: protein dephosphorylation. Gene Ontology annotation, molecular function: protein serine/threonine phosphatase activity. Lineage: Eukaryota; Fungi; Basidiomycota; Tremellomycetes; Tremellales; Bulleribasidiaceae.
AUGCCUACUCCUACCUACCUGCCCAGUCCCAUCGACUCUGACCGCAUCGAGAUUCCCCGCGCGGUUGUCGACAAGGACUACCGCCGCACCAUCUCUCCCGGCCUCUUUGAGUUCAUCAGCACAUGUGAGAAGAACGGCGUGAGGACCGAGGAUCGAUACCUCAAUGCUUUUCAGCCGCUCGAGCAGUGUGAGGCGCUGCUUCGAUCCGAGGAGCAUUCGGGCGCUUUUCGCACCAAGAGCGCGGGGGUCAUUCGGCAUGCGUCCAACUAUGUCUCCGCCCACGCAAAGGGAGAAGACAGGCGGUCGGUGAGCGGAGUGUCAAUCGAGCAGCUUGGGCCCGCUGUCAAGGCAGUUGCCGAAAGACACACGGGAGAGACUUGGUGGGCGAGGUGGGCGGACUUGCAGGAGGGGUCGGAAGAGAAAGACCUCCUCUUCUUCACCGUCAUCGAUGGACAUCUCGGCGCCGAGGCGUGUGAUCUGCUGGAGGUGGCGGCGAACGCCUGUCUUGCGUGGACGAUCGGCAACGAUUCGAAGGCGCUGGGUGGCGAUGAGCAAGCAAUGAAAGAAGCGCUGAGCGAUGCGAUCCUCACCCUGAAUCAAGACAUCUCAGCGGCGCCACUCGGCAUCCUUCACAAGCCGGCCACUGCCCCAACCGACGCUCAGCUCCCCGGUAUGCCCAGUGUCGCCCAGCUCAUCAGCGGUCACCUGGAGCAUGGCGGAGCGUGCAUUGCCACAGCGGUCGUGGACCUGAAGCAUGGGAAGCUGUACGUGGUGAACGCUGGAGACUGCCGAGUGAUUGGCGUCUGGAAGAAAGAAGAGGAGGAUCAGUGGUUCUCCGCAGUCUUGACUGAGGAUCACAACGGCUUCAACCCGGGAGAGGUUGCGCGCAUCAAGGCGGAGCAUCCGAAUCAGCCUGACGUCAUGAUCGAUACAGGCCGGGGUUUCCACCAGCUACUCGGUCUGGGUCAGGUGACGCACUGCGUGGGUGAUCCAGCGAUCAAUCGGACUGAAGAGGAACGGAAGGCUCUGUUGAAGGGUGCAAUGACGCGAAGCGCCUAUCGGCCUGGCUUCCCUGCCGUCGAUCCGCCUUACGUCUCUUGGCGCCCCGAUGUGGUCAUAAGGGACAUGAAGAAUGGCAAGACAGGUGCAGAGCUGAAGUUCAUCAUUCUCGGAAGUGAUGGUGUAUUUGAGAAGAUGACCAGCGAGGAGAGCGCCUUGCUCACCAUCGCGCACGCAGCUCACCCUCAUCAUGACGACGUGCCCAAGGUCAAACUUCCGAAGCUGUUCGAUCUCGCCCCUCCUCGUGAGCCUCGGCCAUUUCCAGCUGAGCCCCUUCCUGGAUCACGAGAGGGAGAUAUGGCCAAAGGAGAUUGGGUCUUUGAGGAUGAGAAUCCAGCGAUCCAUCUCAUCCGGAACGCGCUUGGGAACGGAGACCGAGAUUUACUCCAUCAGAUGCUGAGCUUGAAGCAUGGGACGAGGAUGUUCAGGGACGACACGACCGCAAUGGUGGUCAGCUUCGGUCGCGAUUGA